UGGAACGUAAAUUUCAGUUAGGACCAGAAAAACUAAACCCUAGCCAAACCCUUUUGUACUCAGAGGUCGUCUUGUUUCUGGGGAAGAAUCCUGCGACUUGAUCGUGUCUUCGAAGCAGCCAUGAAGGUGUUCGAGAUCAAUGGAACCACCCUAACUCUCGCUCUCUUCACAGACGUUACCAAUUCCAAGGAGCUUCUUGAUGCCAUGCAAGCUGGAACUCUGGAACCGGAAGUUGCAUUUCUCAAUGCUUCUCUUAUUCCGGAUGUUUUCCCGGUGCUUGCGGCUGCUUAUAAGACACAGAUAUCCAAGUCAAGGGAUUCUUUGACUACCCGCACCCUUCAUUCAGAACUCGUCUACAAUUAUUCGGGUUCAAAGCAUAUUACAGAGUCUUUAAAAAGGUGUGGAAUUUCUGAUAGCUCCUCUUAUGUCCUUGCUGCUCGUUUUAAUGCUUCUCCCGAUGAGACGAAGGCCAUCGAGAAACUAGUGCACGGUGAAGAGAUCAACUUAGAGGAAUUGGGAGGGAGAGCAGACCAAGCUCUGAUACAAAAGCAUUUUAAGAUCACUGGACCCGAGUUGACAAUAUCCUCAAUUGGAGAUACCAUAACAUGUAGAAUCGCUGCACGGGAUGCCUUGUAGCUGAAAAUUUGCGACAAGUUCGUCUUUCGCUGUUAGUACACGAAGUUACUCCUUUACAGGUGAAUGUAAUAAAUUGUUGACAGUAAAAUUACUUUUAGGUUGAUGAUGUCUAAGCUGAUUUAUAGAAUGUUCAAAUUGUUAUGCUGUUGAUGUCCGAGGAGAACUGAUUAAUUCUCUGGCGCUUGGUAGCUAUGCUGCCUCUUAGCCAAUGAACGAGGGCCCUGAGCUCCUUUGUGCUUUUUAUUGAACGCUUUUCACUCAAUACAGCUCUUUUAUGAUACAUA
Molecule: messenger RNA, 920 nt
Organism: Cucurbita maxima (winter squash)
Lineage: Eukaryota; Viridiplantae; Streptophyta; Magnoliopsida; Cucurbitales; Cucurbitaceae
Product: EKC/KEOPS complex subunit Tprkb
Exons: 6
Coding region: 121-636 (171 amino acids)
Biological process (GO): telomere maintenance via recombination; tRNA threonylcarbamoyladenosine modification
Cellular component (GO): nucleus; cytosol; EKC/KEOPS complex
Source: RefSeq, a predicted model, not a curated record